AUGAGGUUUCUGGCCAUUUCUUCUGCAGUUCUUGGCUUCCUCGGCGGGGUUUUGGUGGAAGCCGCCCGGCCCUUGGAGAAUCUAGGCAGAGGCAUUGUGGCAGUCCGCUCAAGCGAACAGGACAUCUUGGUCUCUUGGCGACUGCUAGGACUCGACCCCAAAGGGAUAGGCUUCAACAUCUAUCGCGAUACCGGUAGCAGUCCCACAAAACUCAACACAGAAGUUCUUACUGGCGGCACCAACUUCCUCGACUCCACUGCAGACCUAAACGAGGUCAACACCUACUUUGUGCGGCCUGUUGUUGACGGAAACGAGCAAGACGCCAGCAGCUCGUUCAGUCUACCUGCAAGUACUCCCAUCGAACCCAUUGUGCGCGUUCCUAUUCGUAGCGGAGGACCCGUUAAGUUCAUAUGGGUUGGUGACCUCGACGGCGACGGCGAGUGGGAUUAUGUUCUUGAUCGUCAAACAUCCCCACAGUCCCUUGAGGCAUACACCAGCAACGGAACAUUUCUAUGGGAAGUCAACCUUGGACCCAACAGCGAGAAUCAGAACAACAUUGAACCUGGUUCUUCGGCAAUUGACGUCGGCCACUGGGAUGGUGUCACCGUCUUUGACUUUGACAGCGAUGGCCGUGCCGAGGUUGCCGUCAGAAUUGCGAACGGUGUUGUAUUCGGAGAUGGCGUCACGUUCAAUGAGGGUGAAACCAAUGAGCACCAGUAUCUAGCCAUUUUGGAUGGUCGAACUGGAGCUCUUCGCGCUAGUAGCCAAGUGCCUACAGAUUACAUCGAGGAUGGGCCGUUAGCCGCCCGCCUUGGCGCCGGGUUCCUCGACGGAGAAACGCCGCAUCUCGUCGCUUAUAUGAAGAACCGCAUCGGAUCUGGGGACUUCAACUUAAUGUUCACCGCCUGGACCUUUGAUGGCAACGCUCUCAAGCAGGAGUGGAAAUGGACUCGCGGCAACGGAAAUUACCCUGAUGGCCACAACACCCGCAUCAUUGAUGUGAAUGGCGACGGAAAAGACGAGGUUCUCGAAAUCGGCUUCGUACUCAAUGGAGAUGGAACACCACGCUACUCUCUCGGAGAUCAAGGUGUUGUCCAUGGCGACCGAUUCCAUGUGGCCAAGAUAGACCCUACACGUAAUGGUCUUCAAGGUUUUGGGGUUCAGCAGAGAAACCCAGAAUUCCUAUAUGAGUACUACUACGACGCCGACACAGGAAACAUUCUCUGGAAGCACUACGGCGAAAGUGAGAGUGAUAUUGGGCGAGGUAUGGUUGGCGAUAUCGAUCCCACCCACGAAGGCAUGGAAGUGUGGUCAUUCUCGGGUGUUUACAACGGCAAAGAAGACGAACUCACGGAGCCGGACACCGGGCUCGCACCUUGGCCCCAUCUAGGUCUUUGGUGGGACGGCGACGAGCUUCUUGAGCUUUUCAACGACGGCAAAUUUGAGAAAUGGGAUUGGGAGAACCCGAGUGCUUCGAACAGUCUGCCACGAAUUCUAAGAGUUAGUGACUUUGGUGGCGUACUAGCUGGCAGAAAUCCCCAGUUCCUUGGCGACAUCCUAGGAGACUGGAGAGAGGAGGUCAUUGUCACAAACGAGAGUGCGGACGAGUUGCUCAUCUUUACGACCGACAAGCCGAGUGACAUCCGCCUGUACACUCUGGCUCACAACCCUGCUUAUCGGAACUCGAUGACGCUUAAGGGAUACGUGCAGUCUCAUCACGUUGACUACUUCCUUGGCAAGGGCAUGGAGACGCCACCUCAGCCGAACAUCCGGUACGCGGGGGUUUAG
Molecule: messenger RNA, 1788 nt
Organism: Colletotrichum truncatum
Lineage: Eukaryota; Fungi; Ascomycota; Sordariomycetes; Glomerellales; Glomerellaceae
Product: fg-gap repeat family protein
Source: RefSeq, a predicted model, not a curated record